CGGGCCUAACACUUUAUUUCUUCCUUUAUUUUCUCCCGGCCUUUUUCCCGCAUAACCCAAGAAAUCGCGCUGCAUCGCCAUCCAUCUUCUCCGUUCGUCGUUGCAUUAAUUUUCCAUCGCCGACGCCGUCCAUCUUUUCGGAGGAAGUCAGGACAAUCACUAUCCAAAGGCUAAGAUUUCUAUAUCGGUGUUGAAAGAGUUGUAUAUUCUAUAUAGUGCCCUCAGCCAUUCUUUCGAUGCUCAGGCUUCUAAUUGGAGGUAGAUUUCUGCCAAAUCACAAAAGCAACUACUUUCCAAACAUUCUUUCUUCUGGGCGAUUUCUUCAUACCCAAACUUCAUCAGAUGACAGCUGGACCAAUAACAAUAAUAGAGAGCUUAAUAUCGACCUUCUAUUUCACUCAUGCACAAAAACCCACCUUGCAAAACGCCUUCACGCAUUACUUAUCGUAUUGGGAAAAGUCCAAAGUCUCUUCAUUUCCACAAGACUUGUCAAUCUUUACGCCAAUCUUGGUAACAUCUCUUUAUCUCAACAAACUUUUGAUCAAAUCCCACAAAAAGAUGUUUACACUUGGAACUCCAUGAUAUCUGCAUAUGUUCACAAUGGUGCGCAUACUGAUGCUAUCACUUGUUUAUACAAAAUGUUGACUUUUGAAGUCAAACCUGAUUUUUACACAUUCCCCCCUGUGAUAAAAGCAUGUCGUGAUAUAAAUAAUGGAAAAAGGAUUCACGCAUGGAUAUCAAAAACAGGGUUGGAAUGGGAUGUCUUUGUAGCUGCUUCUUUGGUUCAUAUGUAUUGUCGUUUUGGUAUCUUUGAUGCUGCUUAUGGGAUAUUCACAAAUAUGCCCUUUCGAGACAUGGGUUGUUGGAAUGCGAUAAUUUCAGGGUUUUGUCAAAAUGGAAAAGGCAAAAAGGCGUUAGAAAUCUUGGAUGAGAUGAAAUUUGAAGGGAUUAAAUUGGAUUCUGUUACAGUUUCAACUGUUCUUCCCAUUUGUGCACAAAUGGAUGAUAUGUCACAAGGAAGAUUAAUCCAUUUGUAUGUCAUAAAACACGGACUCGAAUCCGAUCUUUUUGUUGGAAACGCGUUUAUAAAUUUCUACGCGAAAUUCGGUGAACUUGAAAAUUCUCAAAAGUUUUUCGAUAAUUUGGUGACUCGAGAUUUGGUAUCAUGGAAUUCAAUUAUAUCCGCGUACGAGCAAAAUGGAAAUCCGGAUCGCGCACUUUGGUUCUUCCGUGAGAUGCAAAAAGACGGAUUCGCCCCUGACUUAUUGACAUUAGUAAGUGUUGCUUCGAGUAUCGCGCAGUCUAGGGACACUCGAGGUAGCAAAAGUGUCCAUAGUUUUAUCCUAAGAAGAUUUUGGUUUGUAAAAGAUGUUAUAAUCGGGAACGCGGUGGUUGACAUGUACGCGAAAUUGGGAAAUGUCGAAAACGCCCGUGAACUUUUCGAAAGAAUUUUGAUUAAAGACGUUGUUUCUUGGAACACGAUGAUUACGGGGUAUGGGCAAAACGGUCUUGCAAGUGACGCCAUUGAAGUGUUUCAAAAUAUGGUGGAAAAAAAUUUCGUAACCCCAAAUCAAGGAACCUGGGCGAGUAUAAUUCCGGCUUAUGCCCUUAUCGGAGCGUUAAAAGAAGGGCAAAAAAGUCAUUCGAACGUAUUAAAAACCGGAUUAAUUCUCGACCUUUAUAUCGGGACAUGUUUAAUCGAUUUCUAUGGAAAAUGUGGAAAAGUGAAAGACGCGAUGUUGUUAUUUGAUGAAGUCCCUAAAACGAAUUCGGUCCCAUGGAACGCGGUUAUCUCGUGUUUAGGUAUCCAUGGACACGGUGAAACGUGUUUGAAACUUUUUGAAAAUAUGAUCGAGAGUGGGGCCCACCCGGACGCGAUAACUUUCAUUUCGUUAUUAUCCGCUUGCAGUCAUUCGGGGUUAAUCGAACAAGGCGAGCAGUGUUUCAACGCGAUGGAAAAAGAUUAUGGGAUUAAACCGGGGUUGAAGCAUUACGGGUGUUAUGUCGAUAUGUUAGGUAGAGCCGGGGAGUUAGAAAAAGCGUAUGAUUUUAUAAAAUCUAUGCCUUUAACACCCGAUGCGUCCGUUUGGGGUGCGCUUUUAGGCGCGUGUAGGAUUUACGGGAAUACCGAUUUGGGAAAGGUGGUUUCGGAUAAGUUAUUGGAAGUUGAUGAGGGAAAUGUUGGAUAUUAUGUUUUGUUAUCGAAUAUAUACGCGAAUGCGGGAAAAUGGGAAGGGGUGAAUAGGGUUAGGUUAAUGGCUAAUGAAAAGGGGUUGAAGAAGACGCCCGGGUGGAGUUCGGUUGAAAUCGAUAAGAGAAUGGAAGUUUUUUAUACGGGGAAUUAUUCGCAUUCGAAAUGUGAUGAAAUAUAUAAAGAAUUGGAGGAUUUGAUGAUGAAGAUUAAGGUUAUCGGUUAUGUUCCGGAUUAUAGCUUUGUGUUGCAAGAUGUUGAAGAGGAUGAAAAGGAGCGGAUUCUUAUGAGUCAUAGUGAGAGAUUGGCGAUUGCGUAUGGGAUUAUUAGUACGCCACCUAAGACGGUUAUUAGAAUUUUUAAGAAUUUACGAGUGUGUGGGGAUUGUCAUAAUGCUACUAAGUUUAUAUCGAAAGUUACCGAAAGGGAGAUUGUUGUUAGGGAUUCUAAUCGGUUUCAUAAUUUUAAAGAUGGUGUUUGUUCUUGUGGUGAUUAUUGGUAGUUUCAGGGUGGAUGGGUAUCAGUCUGUCUGUCAUCUAGUGGGUCAUUGUGUAUCUGACAAGACAUUUAAGAUUAUAAAUAGUAUUUAUUACUUAAAGUUUGAGAUCAUAAGGUGUAAC
Molecule: messenger RNA, 2811 nt
Organism: Lactuca virosa
Lineage: Eukaryota; Viridiplantae; Streptophyta; Magnoliopsida; Asterales; Asteraceae
Source: the annotation of a GenBank genome assembly